GCCGAAAUUUAACUUAAUCCGACUUUUAAAAUGUAAUUGGAUUCACUGAUCCAAUAUUUCAUUGUCUGAAAUAAAUUACUUUGCAUUAGAGUGUUUUUGAGGUCGAUCGUGACGCUUUUUUUGUGCUGUCACGUGACCAGUUUCAUUUUCCGCCCGCCAACCGCCGAAGCAGGGAGGGGUUGUGUGAAACUUGCCAUCUCGUUCCUCCAACGACUCGUCUUCGUUUCAACACUUUUAUCGUCCAUAUCGGGGUCCUCGUAUGGUUGUAGACCCAACAUGACUCGUCCCCCUCCUGAUCCAGUAUUUGUCCUGCGUGGUUCAGAUGGUGCAGUUAACUGCCUCAAGUUUCGCUGUCACGAGGCAGAUUCUCUCAGACUCUUGUUUUCUGGCACAGCCAGUGGGAAAAUCCACCCCUGGAACCUGCAGACAAAACGGAGUGCGUGUGUACUUGACGGGCAUGAGGGCCAGGGUAUCCUGUCCUUAGGUUUUUGUGACAACACAGUGCUCUAUAGUCAGGGCCGUGAUGGGACAGUGGCACUUUGGGAUCUGAAGGAAGGACGGAAGGAUAUUUCUGACAGGAUUCCAGUGUCUGCUGUGGGCUUCUGUCAGGUUGAGUUAUUUAAUCAGAGCUCCAGUAGACUGUUGGCUGCUGCAGGAGUGGGGCCAGCAGAGAUAAUAGUGACAGAUCUCCAGUGUAAGAAGCCAGCCUUUUCUUUACAGCCUACAGAAGGGUCUCCUCCGCAGGGGAUGGUUAUGGCACUCAAGGCAGGCUGUGUGUCUGACAGGGAAGGCUUGCAUCUUUGGGCAGCAUACGAGGACGGAAGCGUUGCAAUGUGGGAUGUAAAACAAAGAAGAAUUGUCAGCCACCUGAAAGUGCACGCAGAGCCAAUUCUCUGCAUGGAUUAUGACCAGGAGCAAGGCAAGGGAGUUACUGGGUCAGCUGACAACAAACUUGCUGUAUGGAAUGGCAAAGAUGGACAACUUGUGGCCAAGCAGACUGUGGAACGCAGUAACCCUGGUUUGUCGUGUGUGAAAAUAAGGGAUGACCACAAAAUAGUGGUAACGGGGGGCUGGGAUCACGUGAUACGUCUGUAUGGAUGGAAGAAGCUGAAGCCUCUGGCUGUACUAGACUACCAUACGGACAGUGUUCAGUGUGUGGACUUCUCUGAUCAUGAAAACUCUGAGGAAAGGUUGCUAGCUGCAGGAUCAAAAGACCAGAGAAUCAGUCUGUGGUCUAUAUAUAAUUAGGAAAAAUUUUAUAAAAACAACAUGGAUUAAACAGAAUCUAGCCUUUAUUGUUCAUCUCAAGUGGGCAAGGAUGUUAUAUAAAAGUUUCAUAAUAAACCUUCAUCAUAACUCUUCUCCUAUCCUGCCACCGACAGACAGACAGGAUGAUGAUGAUGACCGACAGAUUUGGGCAAUUUUGGUCCUCUGUAUAUUGUAGAAGGAUUGAAUAAAGAGAUGUUGGAAUCCAGAAUGUCCUCUGCCUUGCAGUAUGUCUAUAAUUGAUUGUUAUAUGUUGCAGCUGCAACAAAUGUCUGUAAAAUGCUAUGGUAAAUUAUGGCUGAUAAUGAGGAUACAGUUCAUUACAAGUAAGUUAAAGUUCUUCAUUUCACUUAUACACUGUAGUGUCUAUUUAUAUACUGUAGUGUGAGUAGAAUAAUUAUGUGACUGAAUGAGUUAUACAAUGUAGUUGAAGAAUGAUCAUCUAACUCUGCAUUGAUGUUUUA
This is a messenger RNA of Branchiostoma floridae (Florida lancelet), 1730 nucleotides long. RefSeq names its product barrier-to-autointegration factor B-like. The coding region runs from base 277 to 1248 and encodes 323 amino acids. Gene Ontology annotation, molecular function: DNA binding; protein binding. The record is from RefSeq and is a predicted model, not a curated record. NCBI's taxonomy places the organism in Eukaryota, Metazoa, Chordata, Leptocardii, Amphioxiformes, Branchiostomatidae. The transcript is spliced from 2 exons.